AUGGCUGACCCCCGGAAGCCAUACCUGCCACGGCCGAAACCCUUGUGCAACAACAACUGCGGAGGGGUGUUUGAUGAAGACAAAAGGCUGGGCGAAAUCACAUGUCCAUGUGGUUAUGGCUACUAUGACUUCAUCAAGAGGGAAUUUAUCGAGGGAUCGCUGGUAAGAAGCGGGAGGGCGCCAACCAAGGCUGAGUAUCAAAAGCACGUCCAACAGUGCAAACAUAAAAUGUACGGCACACCAGUGGUCGGGUUUUUGGGGGCCAUAUCACCGAAUGGAACGGCAAUGCCUUAUAGUAGUACUGCUACUAGUAUGAGGAACGAUGCCGCCCCAAAAGAUCGCAAUUCUAUCAAGGUCUCUAAAAGGGGCAUCGAGUAUGAGCCAUUGGAUUAUUAUCUUUCGGAAAUUCUGAAGAAAUCUGUCAGAAUUGAGGGCGAAGACGACGAUGAUCAGACCUAUUAUGAGAUAUAUGGAAUAUCUUCUCUUGCACCAGACGCACAUAAACACAUCGUCGAAGAUUCCAGAGCUUGGAAAUCCGCAGCCACUCGGAGAAGCUCUUCGGGGCUAGCAUAUAAAGACUCGGAGAUAGCAAAAAGGCGAGAAUCAAUCAGUAGAGGAUCUCAUUCUUCGAGUCGCACCGCAGAAACUUUUGAAAGUCCUUCAGCAGAGAUGCGACAGAAUGCUUACUCCCAACAACUCCAAUCGCAACUAUACCACUAUCAGCCAAACUCACAGACGACUUCUCAAUAUUCUGGAUCUGCAUCGCUUUCUGAGGCCGACCCGCUAAGCGGAUAUGCCAACCUUAGUCCCUAUCACCCCAUGGCUCAAGGGUCGACGAUAACGACAACACAAUACAUGCCCCACAUAAGCCAAGAACCCUCUCUAUACACGAACCCAGGAUAUCCAUACCCGGGCCAGAGCCUCGGCAGUGCUAUAUCGACGAAUCCAGAGGUCACACGAUCAAGUGAAAGGUCUGCGGUGUCACGCCAUGGACAACUCCCAACUAGGACAUUAAAUUCUAUUUCUUCGACCAAAACACCACAAAUUUCGAGCGGAGGUCGUGUUUCAGAAACCAGCAUCAAUAACCUGAGAUCAGAGUCGCAGCAUCGAAGAACGGAUUCAGGAAUUGGAGGGGUACAGGGCGGGUUUGCUGGGCAGCACAGCAGGAACAAAGGUGCUGACGACGAUAACAAUGACGAAGAUGAAGCAUUCUCGGACGAGUACGAAGAGAGAAACUCAAAGAGACCCUCCAGUAAGAAAGAUUCAAGGCAAGAGCCCAACGGUGGAAGGCGGCGUAUGCAAGUCAAAGAGAACAGAAGUGAUUUUCCAAUUCCACGACGAGAAUCAAAAUCAUCGAGUUAUUAUGACCAAGAUCCCAACGAGCCUCGAGGUCGCAAUAAUAAAGGAGAACGUCGCUAA
Molecule: messenger RNA, 1419 nt
Organism: Exophiala aquamarina CBS 119918
Lineage: Eukaryota; Fungi; Ascomycota; Eurotiomycetes; Chaetothyriales; Herpotrichiellaceae
Exons: 3
Coding region: 1-1419 (472 amino acids)
Source: RefSeq, a predicted model, not a curated record